Penicillium macrosclerotiorum is the source of this 1365-nucleotide messenger RNA. Its product is annotated as serine hydrolase domain-containing protein. The record is from RefSeq and is a predicted model, not a curated record. Bases 1 to 1365 code for a protein of 454 amino acids. The transcript has a single exon. NCBI's taxonomy places the organism in Eukaryota, Fungi, Ascomycota, Eurotiomycetes, Eurotiales, Aspergillaceae.
AUGGGCAAUGUCUUGUCUGAAAUGAAAUAUGCUAAUUUACAGGUUGAAAUUGAGAAAGUGACGAUGGGUAUAAGGUCAUUCAUAACAACUUCUCUGAUUGCAAGCCUCGGCUUGCUUUCUGUGGCAACAGAUCGCGUCCUACGACAUGGCUCGCCAGAAUCCGUCGGACUGCUCCCCGAGCCUUUGCUGCAGCUACCAGUGAAUCUAAGCCAAUACACUCAUCCGGCGAACUAUGGAUCUCAUUCGUACGGGAAGGUGCACCCUAUCCUCCCAGGAGGCUCUGUAAUGGUUGGACAUAAGUCCACCGUCGUCAGUUCAUUCGCCUUUGGGAAUAUCAGCCUGUAUGCCGACGCCAACGGGACGCUACUGCCCUCCGAUAAAUGGCUCCCCGCGCGCAUGGACACUAUGUAUGAUAUGGCCAGUUUAACAAAGAUCUUCACCGCCGUGGCUGUAUUGCGCGCUAUUGAUGAUGGGAGUUUGGAUUAUCGCAAGCCGGUCGCGACCUACCUCCCCGAAUUCGCCGCUAAUGGGAAGAGCAAUGUAACGAUCCUUAUGCUUCUCACUCACACAAGUGGAUUUCCUGCCGACCCUGAACCAGGACUAUAUGAUCCAAUAUACAAGACUAUGCAACAGAGAGUGGAUGCGAUCAUUACACACAAGCUUGCCAACGCUCCUGGAUCUACCUACACGUACUCCGAUCUCAACUUCAUGAAUCUACGCUAUAUCUUGGAGAGGAUUACAAAGACUCCAUUUGAAGAAUUGGUUUACUCAUUCACCAAGGAACUGGGGAUGACAAGCACGGUUUUCAACAAAGGCAACAUCGGCGCCGACUCCUUCCCUUAUUACUCUCAGAUGGCCCCGACAGAGUAUCAGAUUGAGGUCCUAGGCGAUGCGGAGCCCGAGCGCCCACAACCUGUGCGGGGGACUGUUCAUGACGAGAAUGCCUGGGCCCUCGAUGGUAUCAGUGGCCAUGCAGGUCUCUUUUCUUCAGUUGGUGACGUGUCAAUCCUUUGCCAGAUGAUUCUCAAUAACGGGACGUACAAUGGCAAGCGGAUUCUGUCUCCACGGAGCGUUGAUUUGAUGUUCAUCAACUUCAAUACCAAAUUCCCAGGUGAUGAGCAUAGUAUUGGCUUCGAACUCAAUCAAUUCUAUUUCUCCGGGCCGAUGGCAAAUAUUAGAGCUGGCGGCCAUACUGGAUUCACAGGUACAUCACUUGUGGUCGAUCGAAACUCGGACACAUUCUUCGUCAUAUUGGCACAUAGCGUCCAUCCAAAUAGAACAUGGUCCAGUAACAACAUUGUUCGCGAAACCGUUGGCUACUGGGUUGCUCGAUCACUGGGUCGCGAUGUCACGUUUCCACCCUAA